AUGGCAAUCGCUGGCGCCCAGCGUAGGCAGGUCCUACGCGUGUUGAUGAUCUCCUUGCUGUUGGAUCUGAUCUCCUUUACCUUCAUCCUGCCGCUCUUCCCGUCGCUCCUGGCCUUCUACCACGCCCAGGACCCGUCUCCCGACUCGCUCCUCAACCGCGUAUUGCAUUACCUCAAUGCCUACAAGAACGCCUUUGCUCGUCCUAUCGAUGCCCGCUAUGAUAUAGUGCUCCUGGGGGGUGCCCUUGGUUCCCUCUUCUCUCUGCUGCAGGCCAUCGCAGCACCUGUCAUCGGCCACCUGUCUGACCGGCAUGGCCGUCGUCGUGCUCUGCUUACCGCCAUGCUCGGGAAUAUCUCCAGCGUCGCGCUCUGGGUCUCGGCCACCGACUUCCGUACCUUCCUGGCCAGCCGGGUCGUCGGCGGCCUAAGUGAGGCCAAUGUACAGAUGGCCAAUGCGAUCGUCGCCGAUGUCACCGACGCCACCCACCGCGGUGCCUCCAUAGCCUUGGUCGGCGCAUGCUUCAGCGUCGCCUUCACGUUUGGUCCUAUGCUCGGCGCCGCACUGAGCUCUGUUGAGAUCGUGGCUGCCAACCCAUUCAUCGCAGCUGCUAUUGUGUCUUUGGCCUUGAUCUUUGUUGAGACCCUCUACCUGUGGGUGUGUUUGCCCGAGACGCAUCCACGACUGACAACACUCCCGCGCGAGACCGAGACCGAGACCGAGACCGAAGGCAAGAAUAAGGGCCAAAGCCAGGCUGCUGCAUCGACGACAGAGAAGAAUCCCAAGGCUCAGGCUCCCACGCACAUAAACCACCCUUCUCUUCUCAAUGCCCUGCACUUUCUCUUCCUUAUUCCUUUCUCCGGUCUGGAAUUCUCCCUCCCCUUCUUGACAACAACCCUCUACGCCGGCACCACCAUCGCCAGCCCCGCCGCCCUAAACGGCCGUCUCCUCUCCCUGAUGGGACUGAUUGCUUCCCUGCUGCAAGGCACCGUUGUCCGGCGGCUGCCCCCACUGGUCACUCUGCGCGUGGGCGUCGUCGCCUGCGCCUUCUCAUUCUUCUUCCUCGCCCGCGUCUCCUCUGUCACCGAGCUCUAUGCCGCCGGUGGCCUGUUGGCUGUUACCAGCGCCACGGUGGUCACGGGCUUGAACAGUCUCGGCAGCUUGGAGGCCCGCGACGCCAAUCGUGGGGCCGUGCUGGGUCGUCUGCGGGGCUGGGGACAGGCUGGUCGUGCAGCUGGUCCCAUUCUGUUCUGCACUUUGUUUUGGUGGGCUGGUCGUGAGGUGGCUUAUACCGUCGGUGGCGUUGCAAUGUGUAUCGUUGCCGGCGGAGUGUUUGUUUUGUUGAAGUCGCCUUCCGUACACCGGAAGAGCGAAUAA
Molecule: messenger RNA, 1374 nt
Organism: Penicillium alfredii
Lineage: Eukaryota; Fungi; Ascomycota; Eurotiomycetes; Eurotiales; Aspergillaceae
Product: putative tetracycline transporter
Exons: 2
Coding region: 1-1374 (457 amino acids)
Biological process (GO): transmembrane transport
Cellular component (GO): brush border membrane
Molecular function (GO): transmembrane transporter activity
Source: RefSeq, a predicted model, not a curated record